Molecule: messenger RNA, 6687 nt
Organism: Drosophila subpulchrella
Lineage: Eukaryota; Metazoa; Arthropoda; Insecta; Diptera; Drosophilidae
Gene: Mur89F
Product: serine-rich adhesin for platelets
Exons: 4
Coding region: 1-6687 (2228 amino acids)
Cellular component (GO): extracellular region
Molecular function (GO): chitin binding
Source: RefSeq, a predicted model, not a curated record
AUGGCGCCAAAGACGCCGCCAUUUUCGCAGCUCGACAAAAUGGCGACAAGGACAUCCACAUCCACAUCCACAUCCAAAUCCAAAUACACAUCCGAAUCCUCAUCCAGUUGGCUCUGCCGCCUGCUGAUAUUCGGCUUUUGCAUUGGCGCCGCCGCCGCUCGAGACAUUCCCUCGUCGAUGGACCAGACAGACAUGGCCUUCUACUGUCCUGGAGAAGGUCUGUUUGCGGACGACUACAACUGCCGGAUUUAUUACCGCUGCGAGAGGCGUUCGGGCCAGUACAUCCAGCCCUACCUCCUGGCCUGUCCCGAAGAUGCGGUCUUCUCGCGCUCCCUGCGAAUGUGUCUGCCACCGGCGAUGGCUGGCCGGGAUGAGUGCGUUGACCAGGUGAACGAGGUGGACGACGGCAGCAGCAUGGGGAAGUGGGAGCAGGACGACUACGGACAGGAUGACCAUAAUGCGAUGCUUAACCUGGCCGUCACACCUGCGGCCAAUGAGCUGCGAACCUACGCCUCCACCCAUCGGCUGCCCACGAAUUAUGGCCUGGCAGGUCUCAGCGGUGUCUCUGUCAUAUCCUUUUCCAGCUCAUCAUCCCUGCGUGCUGUUGGCCCCGAGGAGGCGGAAGGGGUAAUUUGCCGGGAUGAUGGCUUCAUGAACGAUCCCAGCGACUGUACCGUGUUUUAUCGCUGCAUCUCGAAUGGUCGGGGCUACAACAAAAUCGGCUUCCGCUGCUCCGAUGGCACGGCGUGGGAUGAAUCCCUGCAGUCCUGCAACCACAUGUUUGACGUACGUGCCAACGGUGGAUGUCGCAAUCAAGCGGUCCCCCAGAACGACGGUUAUUACGCCGGCCAAACGUCAACACAAUCGUCGCAGACCAGUUACCAGAACUCCACCUCAAGCAGCCAGCAGAGCUCCUCCACUUCCAGUUCCUCAAAUUCCACGCAAAGCUCCAGCUCUACGUCUAGUUCUACGUCCAAUUCUAGCUCCAGUCAGGAGUCCUCCACAUCCAGCAGCAAUCAGCAGUCGAGCUCCUCGUCUAGCAACAAUCAGGAGUCCAGUGCGGAAUCAAGCAACAAUCAAGAAUCCAGCUCCGAAUCCAGCAGCACUCAGGAGUCCAGCUCGGGAUCUAGCAACAAUCAGGAGUCCAACUCCGGAUCUAGCAACAAUCAGGAGUCUAGCACAAGCUCAGGCAGCAACCAGGGUUCAAGCUCCCAAAAUUCUGGUAGCAAUCAAUCCUCCAGCAGUAACCAGAACCAAAGCUCUGGCGGCAGUCAAAGCUCAGGAAGUAACCAAUCCUCAAACAGUAACCAAAGCUCUCAGAAUUCCGGCAGCAACCAAUCCUCUGGCAACAACCAAAACUCCGGCAUCAACCAAUCCUCCAACAACAGUCAAAAUUCCGGUAGCAACCAAUCCUCUGGCAGCAAUCAAAACUCUGGCAGCAACCAAUCCUCCAACAACAGUCAAAAUUCCGGUAGCAACCAAGCCUCUAGCAGCAAUCAAUCCUCCAGCAACAAUCAGAGUUCCCAGAACAACCAAUCCUCCAGUUCGAACAGCAACCAGAACUCCUCGGGCAAUCAAACCACAAGUGGAUCUAGUGGAUCUAAGCCCGCGCCUACAAAAUGCGAGGAUGAAAAUACUUACAUCCCCGACAAAGAAGACUGUGCUAAAUUCUACAGAUGUCGUCUAGAUAAGGAUGGAAAAUUGGAACAAGUGCCUUUCACCUGUGGACCUGGCACCGUAUGGAACCAAGAAGAUAAGGUUUGCGAUCUGCCCACUGAAGAACAAAAGAAGAAAUGCAACAUCCAAUCGGGAACAUCCAGUGGCAGUAACAGCUCUGGACAGCAGUCCAGUGGAAGCUCCUCAAGCAAUCAAGGCUCUGCUAGCAAUCAAUCAUCAAGCAACCAGACCUCAUCUAGCAAUCAAGGCUCAUCCAGCAAUCAGGGAUCAUCUAGCAAUCAAGGCUCCUCUAGCAAUCAAGGAUCGUCCAGCAAUCAAGGAUCGUCCAGCAAUCAAGGCUCAUCCAGCAAUCAAUCCUCAAGCAACCAAAGCUCUUCCAGCAACCAAGGCUCCUCCAGCAAUCAAGGAUCAUCCAGCAAUCAAGGAUCAUCCAGCAACCAAGGAUCAUCCAGCAACCAAGGCUCGUCGAGCAACCAAUCAUCCAAUCAAGGCAACAAUCAAAGCUCAUCGAACAACCAGUCCUCCAAUCAAGGUUCAUCUUCAUCGUCGUCAUCUAACAAUCAAAACUCGAGCUCCAAUAACAAUUCAUCAGGCAACAGCACUCAAUCAACGACUCCCAAGCCUUCCAAUCCGGAUGGUAAUUGCCAGGAUACGGAAACAUAUUUGGCAGACAAAAAAGACUGUGCACGAUUCUAUCGUUGUGUAGAGAAUGGAAAUGGUGGCUUCGAUAAGGUUCCGUUCGAUUGCUCACCGGGAACGGUCUGGGAUCCCGAUACUAAGGGCUGCAACCAUCCCACGGAUGUGCAAAAGGAGCAGUGCAAGGCAAUGGCCAAUGGAAGUGGAUCAUCUUCCAACCAAGGGUCUUCUUCCAAUCAGGGCUCUUCUUCAAACCAAGGAUCUUCCAACCAAGGCUCUUCUUCCAAUCAGGGCUCCUCUUCAAACCAAGGAUCUUCCUCCAACCAAGGAUCUGCCUCCAACCAGGGAUCUUCCUCGAACCAAGGCUCUUCCUCAAACCAGGGAUCUUCCUCAAGCCAGGGAUCUUCCUCGAACCAAGGAUCUUCAUCAAACCAGGGAUCUUCAUCGAACCAAGGGUCUUCGUCAAACCAAGGAUCAUCCUCAAACCAAGGCUCUUCUUCCAAUCAGGGCUCCUCUUCAAACCAAGGAUCUUCCUCCAACCAAGGAUCUUCCUCCAACCAGGGAUCUUCCUCGAACCAAGGCUCUUCAUCAAACCAGGGAUCUUCCUCAAACCAGGGAUCUUCCUCGAACCAAGGUUCUUCCUCAAACCAGGGAUCUUCCUCAAACCAAGGCUCUUCCUCAAACCAGGGAUCUUCCUCAAGCCAGGGAUCAUCUUCCAACCAAGGAUCUUCUUCCAAUCAGGGAUCUUCAUCCAACCAGUCCUCAUCCAAUCAAACAUCGUCAUCUCAGCAGUCUUCUUCUUCUAACCAGACUUCAUCCUCUACUACUGAAGGAUCUUCAUCAUCCACCACGCAGAAACCCUUCAAGCCCGCUGAGAAAUGUGAGAGUGAGGAAACUUUCCUGGAUGACAAAGAAAACUGUUCCAAGUUCUAUCGUUGCGUUGAUAAUGGUAAGGGUGGAUUUACCAAAGUUUCAUUCACCUGCCCACCAAACACUCUAUGGGAUCCUGAGGCCAACAGCUGCAACCACCCCGAUCAGAUCCAGACCAAGCCCCUUAAGUGCAAAAAAGUGGUCAAUCAAGGCGGAACCUCAUCCAACACUAGUGGUUCCUCGUCUAACAGCACUUCUUCCAACAGUGGAUCCUCAUCAAAUACUGGUUCUUCAUCCAACACUGGCUCCUCCUCCAACACUGGAUCUUCUUCAAGCAGUGGAUCAUCUUCCAAUACUGGCUCGACCUCCAAUACUGGAUCAUCUUCAAACAGUGGAUCAUCUUCCAAUAGUGGAUCGUCCAAUCAAGGCUCCUCAUCCAACAGUGGCUCCUCUUCUGGUUCCAACUCUUCCGGAAAUGGAUCGACUUCUUCAUCAUCAUCAUCAUCAUCUUCUUCAAGCAACAACAAUAACCAAGGUUCAUCGUCCUCUAAUUCAUCCUCCUCAAGCAGCAGCUCGACUUCCUCAAAACCAAAUCCAUCGGAGCCUUGCAAGGUCAAUGGACAAUUUAUUGGAGAUAAGACCCAGUGUUCCAAGUUUUAUCGCUGCGUGGAUAAUGAUAGAGGAGGCUUUAAUAUGGUGGCCUUCAGCUGCGGCCCUGGCACUGUUUGGGAUGCCCAACUUCAGGCCUGUAACCAUGCUUGGGCUGUAAAGGAAUGCGGUGGAGUUGCUCCUCCUCCGACUCCUCCUCCAUCCACCACUUCCAGACCAUCAACCACAACCACAUCAAGACCUUCAGGACCAUCUUCCACAUCCAGACCUUCAGGACCAUCUUCCACAUCUAGACCCUCAGAUCCAUCGAGUACCUCACGUCCUGUUACUACCCGACCAACAAACUCCUCUCCUUCCACAUCUCCAUCCUCUCCAACCACAUCUCCUGUUACUCAGUCACCCAACACCGAUGGCAAAUGUAACUCAGAAGGCUUCAUGGCUGAUCCCAGCAACUGCUCCAAGUUCUAUCGCUGUGUUAGGAAUAACAAAGGUGGUUUCACCCCAAUUCCAUUCCAAUGUGGAGCUGGUACCGUUUGGGAUCAGGAUCUGCAGACAUGCAAUCACAAUUUCAACAAUUGUAACACUGGCACGGAAUCCACCACAACGAAACCUCCCUGUGAGCCAACAACCAAUGGAACAACGACCACUCAGAAACCUGUAACCUCCACACCACGACCUACCACAACUGAUCUACCCCCUACCACGACUGAUUUACCUUCCUCUACAACAACUGGGCUGCCUCCCACUACAACAACGGGGUUACCUCCCACUACAACAACUGGACUACCUCCCACUACAACAACACGUUUACCACCCACAACGACCACAGAAACACCGACCAGUAACCCCACUACAAUACCACCUAGUACAUCAACAAUCAGUUCGGAAACUGAAACCACAACGAUGACACCCAAUCCGGAAACCACUACGCAAUCACCUUCUACAACCACUAUGAAACCCCUACCGGCUGGAACUGAAUGCACAGGAGAGGGUUACAUGGCCGAUCCCGAAGACUGUAGGAAAUACUACCGCUGCAUCAACGCUGGAGCCUCCUACAGGAAGUACAAUUUCACGUGUCCCAAGGGUACCGGAUGGAAUGAAGAAGUGCAGACCUGUGACUACAUGCAGAACAUACCGAGAUGCUCAAAGUUACCUGCAGAGCCAGAGACUACGACACCAAGUGAAGAGUCCAAAGACCCUGGAAGUACAACCCCACAAACAACGGAUGAACCUACAACAGUUACAAAGCCCAAUACAAAACCAACCACAGAGCCUUCAACGGAGAACCCGCAGAAACCCACGACGACCGGAAAGCCAACUACCACAGAUGAACCUACAACAGAGAAACCCCAGAAGCCCACAACGACCACAGAAGAACCUAUAACAGAUAAGCCCCAGAAACCCACGACGACCGAAAAUCCCGGAAAGCCAACCACUACAGCAGAACCUACAACAGAAAAACCACAGAGACCCACGACGACAAUGAAACCAACGACACAGGAACCUACCACCACAAAUAUUCCCGGCUAUAACCCAACAACAACGGCCGUUCCCGUUGAAACUACAACCACCACACCUGGUUAUAAGCCAACCACCACCGCAGAACCUAUUACAACAACCAUAGAGCCUGUUACCACCACCACUGCCCCUCAAAAGCCCACUACCACAUCCCCACCUCAACCCACAACAACUACGGAAAACCCAGAAAGCACCACACCAGAAGGUCCUUCGACCACCAUUCAGCCUGAGCCACAGCCGAACUAUAACUGCUCCGCCGAGGGAUUCUUCCCCGAUCCCGAAGACUGCAGUCGCUAUUACCGCUGUGUAGAUGCGGCCAAGAAUGGCAAGUACCAGGUUUAUGCCUUUAAGUGCGGUAAGGGAACUGUUUGGGAUGUAUCCACCGAAACCUGCAAUUAUGCCGAUCAGGUGUCGGGAAAUUGCUCAUCUGGACAGACGACUACCCCUUCGACUUCCACGGAACCAGGUACAACCAGUUCCGGAACACCUGAAACAACCACUUCUAAAGUUCCGGAAACAACAACUUCUAAAGUUCCUGAAACAACAACUUCCAAAGUUCCCGAAACCACAACAACUGGAGCUCCUGAGACCACCACCACGCCAGCACCGGAAACAACUACCACUGGAACUUCCCCCGUAACCACUACUUCUGGAAGCACUGAAACCACUAGUCCUGGACCCACUACCACCGAAGCUCCUGAAACCACUACUACAUCAGCCAGGCCAGAGACGACCACCACAAGUGGUGAAGAAACCUCAACCAAUCAGCCAUCGACUGAAGCCCCAACCACCACUGAGAGUCCCACUCCCGGCACCAACACCUCCGCCCCUUGCCCCACAACCGGUCCUGGACAGAAUGCGUACGUCUGCCCCACUGGAUUCCGUCAGCAUCCGGAGAAGUGUGGCAUGUUCUACCAGUGCAGCGAAAGUUCGGAUAGCAACGAUCUAAACAUUGUGGUGUUCCAAUGUCCCAAUGGAACUGUCUACCAGGACAAGACUUGCAGCUGUGGCAAGCCCCAGGCGGGUGACAAAUGCUUAAAGGAUAUGAAGAGGACCUUGUUCGAACAGGAAUCGAAGCUUCAGAAUGUGGUACAAAUCAGCUCGACAGCCCCUCUCUGCCCGGAUGAGGGUCACUUCGCGCUCAACGAUGACCAGUGCGGCCAGCUGUUCGUCAAGUGCGGAUUCUCCGAGCUGACGGGACGCAUUGAGGGCCAGAUCCACCGCUGCCCGCAGGGAUUCGCCUACUGGAACGUGAGCCGUCGAUGCGAGCCCGCCCGAAAGCUGCUCAACUGCACACCAACCACCUACAAUGUGGGCGGAAAUGUGCCGCUGGAGUGGCUCAACAUUGGCCAUAGACGCCGCAGCAUGCGUAUUUAA